AUUGUCCCAUUCAAACAACGUGUUCACACAUCCUUGGGAAAUUCAGCUGGAGAAGAACAGGCCACACAGGCUUUAUACCUUUUGUAGUUCUAAGACAAAAGAGGCUUUGUCAGAGUAUUGCUUUUGGUAGAAACUGCCUUAGCAGUGUCAAGAAUAGCCAGACACCUCAAGUUCUGAUAGUAACCUCUUGGCACACAUAUCUAAAUCGUAAUGGAUGCUGGGUAUGUCCUGUGCAAUUGGAAAGACCAGUUAUGGCCAGCAAAAGUUUUGUCUAGAUCUGAGAUGUCAUCAAACAGUAAGAGAAAAAAGACAUUUUCCCUGGAAGUUCAAAUACUCUCACUGGAUGAAAAAAUUAAAGUGGAAAGCACAGAAACAAAGAUUCUAAGUAAAUCUCGAAUUGAAGCCAUUGCCUCCUCACUAGCAGCACAGUCAGAAGUCAGUGCUCCACCUAAAGAGGAAACAGCCUAUGAAAGGUCACUAAAAGUGGCACUGGAUAUUCUGAAUGAAAGAACAAAUUUGAGUCAAGCAAGCAGUUCAGAUGAAGAAGCAACCACUACUCUGUCUCAAAAUGAUCCACAAAAGCUUUCUGAUUCACCCCCUCAUAAAAAGUAUCGGAAGCAUGAAGGAGAUGACGGAGAUGAAGGAGACCUAUCAAAGUGUCUUGAGGAAAGUGAAACCGCAACAUCCCUGUUAGGAGCUAAUUUAGAGAAUAAUGAUUCCCUGUGUGAUGAUAAAUCACAGGUGCAUGCAACCAUUGAUACUCUUGCAACUGAAAUGGAAACAAAGUCAUCAGAAAACUCCAGCUGGUAUGAAACUUUUCCUUCCCUUUCAGAAGAUGAGGAUGAAAAGGAAAGCAAGAAAAAGAUUGAUAUCUCAGCAGUUAUGCCUCUGUAUUCCACAAUCAAAAAAGAGGAUGUAUGCGUUAAAGAUGAAAAGUUCACUCCAACUUGGCCAUCAGACACCUUCACUGUGCCCAAAGCUGUGAAAGAGGAGGCACAGGAUAUUUGCCCAGAGACCCUGGGUGUUUCCUCUGAAUGCUCUACCUUCUCAGAGAAUGUUGAAGAUCCUGGAGAAGGCCCUUCAAAUCCGUGCUCAAGUACCAGCCAGAAUCAACCUGUAGAAUCAGAAGCAGGUGCUGCGGCAUUGCCCAGGCAUUGUUCAUGGGAAUGUCAGGUUUCACUUAGUGCCUCUAACCGUGUCCUGGAUUAUUCACUCCUUCUUAUGAAUAAUGAAAGAGAUCUUCAGAGACUGGAUUUCGAAGAACUUGGGGAAGAACUUCAGGCUUCUGAUAAGUCAGCACAGCUAAAUCCUAUUGAUACUUCCGUAUUAGAUGACAACGACGAAGAUGAAGAACUUCCACGCUUUGUUUUUAAUUAUGAGCCUCGUUCAUUUGAAACAGGAAUGAUAGUCUGGUUUAAAUAUCAGAAAUAUCCAUUUUGGCCAGCAGUGGUGAAAAGCAUCAGGCGAAAAGAAAGAAAAGCAAGUGUGCUUUUUGUUGAGGCAAGCAUGAAUCCUGAAAAGAGAGGCAUUAGGGUGCCUUUUAGAAGAUUAAAGAAAUUUGAUUGUAAAGAGAAACAAGCACUAGUGGAGAAAGCCAGGGAGGAAUACAGUGAAAGUAUUGACUGGUGCAUCUCGCUGAUUUGUGACUACAGAGUUAGACUAGGUUGUGGUUCUUUUGCGGGUUCUUUCCUUGAGUAUUAUGCUGCUGAUAUUAGUUAUCCACUUAGAAAAGUAAUCAAACAGGACACCUUUAGGAACUUAUUCCCAAAGCUGCAUAAUGAGAAUUCUGCAGAACAGAUGGUUGUGACUUCCCAGACCAAGAAAAUGUCCUUCCAGAAAAUUCUUCCUGACCGAAUGAAGGCUGCUCGGGACCGAGCCAACAAGAACCUAGUGGACUUCAUUGUGAAUGCAAAGGGAACAGAGAACCAUCUUCUAGCCAUUUUAAAAGGCACAAAAGGGUCCAGGUGGCUGAAGUCAUUUUUGAAUGCAAAUAGGUUCACUCCCUGUAUUGAAACAUACUUUGAGGAUGAAGAUCAGUUGGAUGAGGUGGUGAAAUAUUUACAAGAAAUCUACAAACAAAUAGAUAAAAAAAUGCUGACUCUGAUAAGAGAUGAUAAAAUUAAAUUUAUCCUGGAAGUUCUUCUGCCAGAAGCAAUCAUUUGUUCAAUUUCUGCUGUUGAUGGAUUAGAUUACAAGGCAGCUGAAGCAAAGUAUCUAAAGGGACCAUCCCUAGGAUACAGGGAAAGAGAAUUAUUUGAUGCAAAAAUCUUAUUUGAAAAGAGACGGAAACCAUUAACAAAUGAAGCUCAUUAAAUCUCUUGAGAGUCCAAACCAUAACUGGAAACUUUCAUAGAUAUUAGUUUUAAAAAGUUGCUGAACAAUUCUAACAUAUAUUUUCCAGAAAUGGGAGAGUUUGGGUACUGUGUUCACUUUUUUUUGCCAUCUCUAGGAUUUGUGAGUAUUACUACAUCUUGAUUGCCUUUUCUUAACGCUCCUUCAGUCAGUUUUAUUAACAUAUCAGCAGUUCUACUUUCCCAUACAUUUUUAGAAUGCAUAAUUCCUAAAUUAUUUUUAAGGGAAAGUACUGUUUUGUUUUUUGACUUUUUUUGUGUCUCUGCUGUAUAGUUAAAUACAGUGUGCACAAUCAUUUUAAUAUUAAAAUUGCACUGGUGUUAGAUAUUAAGGGAGAUAAUUAGAAAACUAGUCUAAAGAACAUCACAUAUAUUUUUUGCUUAAUUUUUAUAAAAUAUUAGGUUUUCUCUUAAGAUAGUUGAAUUAUUUUUCCUGCCACGCCUAUUUAUUUUUGGAAAAAAAAUAACUCUGAAACAUGGAACCAAAGAUAGAGAGAUGCUUUGCUAUAUAUUAUAUUUAACAGCAAUUGUUUUUGCAAGAAAACAGUCUGGAAUUCAAAAAUAAAUAGAUUACCUGCAUGCAGUCUAUAUGUGUGUGAAGAACAUCUCAGCAUGCAGAAAAUAAUUUUGACAGCCUUGAACAGGAUUGUUCAUUUUACGUUUCUCUGAAAUUCCGUUUAUGAGAGUGUCUGUUAUUCAAUAGCUGAAUGGUUUCUUAAAACAGGCUGUCUUCAUUACUAACAGUGACUGUAUCUUAAUAUAGCCUUCUGACCACAUGUGGAAGGCAGCUAGAAUCAUUGUAUUCACAGUCUGGCUACUCUAGAUGGAUGAGUCCAGGCUGAUUGCUUAAGAGCCCAUCUAGUUUGAUAUAAACUAUAGAAAAUGCAAGCACUUUGUUCUGAGUCUUGUAUCUCUGAAUACAUAGUCAUUUGUUUCAAACCAAGCAAUCUUUAUCAUCUGGCUUAUUCGUAAAAUAGUUCAAGUUGGUUCCAAUAAUAUAAAUGCCAACUGGUAAGUUAUUCCAGGCUACUAGAAAGAGUAGAUAGACCAGAAUCUGUGAAUUUGGAAAUGGGUCACAGAAAAAGCCUCCAUUUGUCCAAAGUUGACAAUUAUCUGAAUGUUUCAAAAUAAACAAAAGUUAAUGUUUGAAGCCAAUGAAGUGUUUAUUCUAACUUGAAACAAGACUUCAGUGAGAAUAAAUUUUAGGAGAGCUACUUUAUUUUAAAACCUUGACAUAAAUAUAAAUGCUAAAGGCUUAACAUGAACCUGUCUGCAUUUUUACUGAUUGAGGCAAGUGUCACUCUUGGGGUUUUGUUACAUGGCCACAUGUUUAUGUAAAAUUUGCAAAUGUUUGAUGUUUUGAUUUGCAAUAAAGCUAUUAUAUCUUUCA
Messenger RNA from Callorhinus ursinus (northern fur seal), 3741 nucleotides. The record is from RefSeq and is a predicted model, not a curated record. NCBI's taxonomy places the organism in Eukaryota, Metazoa, Chordata, Mammalia, Carnivora, Otariidae.